This is a messenger RNA of Maniola jurtina (meadow brown), 774 nucleotides long. RefSeq names its product 28S ribosomal protein S28, mitochondrial (gene mRpS28). The transcript is spliced from 2 exons. Gene Ontology annotation, cellular component: mitochondrial small ribosomal subunit. The coding region runs from base 203 to 727 and encodes 174 amino acids. The record is from RefSeq and is a predicted model, not a curated record. NCBI's taxonomy places the organism in Eukaryota, Metazoa, Arthropoda, Insecta, Lepidoptera, Nymphalidae.
ACAUUUCCAUUUUCCUCCUUGUCAAAUUUUUUAAAGGUUAUGAAAUAAUAGUGUAAAUAAAUAAACGUAAAUAGAUAAAAAUACUGCAAUAAAAAUAUUGUAAAGAAAAACGUGAUAGUUAUAUAAUUUUGUCGUUAAGAAAAUAGCUAAAUAUCUAAUUACAAAUUAAUAUACUAAUAGUCAUAUAAAAAAUUCGUAAAUCAUGUUUGGUGGUGUUUCAUUGUGCAAACAUUUUAAAAUGUGUAAAAUUAUGAUAAACCAGCGCAAUUUGUGCAGUUCAAUGAAACUUUUCAGCGUAGAUACAACUGGUACUGAAGACAAUUCAACUAAAGUUGGGGGAUUUGCUAAGUCUUAUGAAAAACAGAGUCAAUUAUUUCAAGAAGAGCCUGAACAAAAACAGUCGUUUGCAUCUUUACUCAGGAAUUCUAAGCUUAUGGAUCUUGGUGAUCCAUUGGAUAAAAUUGUUACUGGUAAAAUAUUUCACAUUGUCAAAGAUGAUUUAUACAUAGACUUUGGCUGGAAGUUUCAUUGUGUGUGCACAAGACCUACAAAUAGAGGUGAAGAAUAUGUGAGAGGAGCAAGAGUUAGAUUACAGAUAAAAGACUUGGAGCUCUCGUCAAGGUUUCUUGGUUCCAGUACUGACCUUACACUUUUGGAAGCAGAUUGCAAAUUGCUGGGCAUAAUUUAUUCACCGGUGCAGUCCUCGGUUAGUGAUAAAAGUCCUUAGAUUUCUGUUGUAAUAUUGUUUAAAAUAAAUAAAGUAGUUGAUAUUUA